Messenger RNA from Adineta ricciae, 972 nucleotides. NCBI's taxonomy places the organism in Eukaryota, Metazoa, Rotifera, Eurotatoria, Adinetida, Adinetidae. The record is from the annotation of a GenBank genome assembly.
AUGUGUGUGAGAACUGAAUCAAUGCUAACUCAUAAUCGCUCAAAUACGUUCAAGCAGCAGUUAUCGACCGAUCAUGAUCUGACCGAAUUAUCGUGGUUAACACGAUCCGAUAUUUUCAGUCGUUCAUCGUCGAGUACGAAACGUCCAACGCCAGUACUAAGUCGAAGUUUUCCGACUUACGGAACAAAUAAGAGUACUGAAAUUCCUCGUCAUCACCAACAUCAUUCGUCAUCGACAAGUCUCGUUGAUUCAUCCGAUAGUGAACAAGAUAAUGAUUCAUCGUCGUUAAAUUCUUCCAGCGAACGUGUAACAGCGAACUUUCCUGAUAUCGUUUCUCCGCCACAUUCCGCUCUAUGCUUUUGGAUCUUGUUCGCGAUCGAAGAGUCAAGAACACGUUCGUUAACAUUAAAUGAAAUAUGUGAUUGGAUUGAACAGCAUAUUGAACAGCAACAACCUUCGUCAUUGUUACAUACGAGCACUAGUCCGAUAUCAGAUGAGCAAUUAAUUCGUAGUACACGUUUGAAAAGUAAAGUACGCUAUCAUAUGACCAAACAAAUCUCAUUCUUUGUGAAAAUCAUCAAAGAUCCGGUGAAUGGUGUCAAAUUACGAUAUCCACUAUGGGCAACCGACCCUUCGAAACGUGCCUUACUACUCGACACUCUAUUAACAAUGAACGUCCGGCAGUUAUCUUUGACGACGCAAUAUACAAUGGACAUCUAUGAACGUUUGUGUUCGGAAAGACGACAGAGUUUAUUACGAAAUACGAACGAUGAGAACAGUUGUCCGAUUCUAUUAUUAAAUGAAACGAAACGUGAUAAAAUUAUUCAUCGAUUGGGUUCCUGUGAAGAAUCAAAUGCAAAUAAUAAACGAAAGAAACAACGCUCCAAGCACGAUUCAUCCACAAUGCCAACUCCCAGUGUUGAAGUUGUCGAUGCAGCGAUGACAUUACUACUUUUACGACAAACGAAAUGA